This is a messenger RNA of Panicum hallii, 2462 nucleotides long. RefSeq lists its product as uncharacterized. The record is from RefSeq and is a predicted model, not a curated record. The transcript is spliced from 3 exons. Gene Ontology annotation, molecular function: protein binding. The coding region runs from base 388 to 2214 and encodes 608 amino acids. Lineage: Eukaryota; Viridiplantae; Streptophyta; Magnoliopsida; Poales; Poaceae.
CGUCGCGCUGGCUCAAGGCCUCACGCCGCCGCCCCCUGCCUCCUCCCCAUUCCGUCCCCCUCACCACCGCACGCACGCACGCACGCCCUCGCUCCUCCUCGCCGCCGCCGUGUGGUCUCGUCUCGUGGAGGAGAUCCGCCGGGCUGCCCCGGUCCCGCGGCCCACCGCUCCCGCCGCGCUCCCUCUCUCCGGACCGUAGCUCGGCCGCCUCGCUGCCCCGGGGGGCGCCACCCGCCGCGCCGCGCCGUGCGGGGGGCUGCGCGAGCUACCGGCGGCGCAGACCGCCGCCAUUGCCGUGCGACGGCGGCCCGCCACGUCGGAAUGUGCUGUUUGAAGUACAGCUGUUGAUGUUCUGAUUGAAGAAGCUGAUAGGAUUGAUUGGCUCCCAUGGACAAGAUACAAUCUGAUUGCCCUUAUCCUGGAUGUUUCUUCUGUGUUAUGAAGGAGGCAAACCCUAGUAAACGAAGAGCAAGUGUGCUUAAGUUCUUUAGGGAACUUCCUUCUCAAGAUGAUGAUGGCCAAGUUCUCCCUAUUAGCGGCCUAUGGAACACUGCAAUGGCUCACCCAAAUGAUCCUGAGUUCAUCAAUUUGGGCAUAUUUGAAUGCAUGGCAGCUCUUAUAUGGAAAGGAUUGAAAAACAGGCGCUGGCUUGCACAUGAUCAGAAUAUUUACAUCCCAUAUUAUGCAGCUCACAUAAUUGGAUCGUAUACAAUGAAUAUGGAGGAAUUUGCAGAACGUGCUGUUCGUGCUGGUGUAAUACCUCCAUUAGUCGAACUCCUAAGAGGUAGGCUGACAUGGGUGGAGCAAAGGGUUGCUGUUAGAGCUUUGGGGCAUUUGGCUACAUAUCCUAGUACAUUUCCUGCAGUUGCUGAUCAUGGAGAAGUACUUGAACUUGCCAUUCAACUUGCUUCGAGCUCUUUAGAGAUCGUGUACUCUCACUUUUACCAAUUUGUGGAUCGAAGACUUGGAUACCAUUGCGAUCUUCUGACUCGUGGCAUGGGUGGUGUGGAAAUGGAAUCCCGCAAAGCUGAGGAAUGGGCAAGUCAACUGCAGUGCUGGUCUUUGCAACUCAUUAAUUGCUUUGCAUUUAAACCUGAAUUCUUCCAUGAUAUUUGCAAAGCUGAUUUUCUUAUCAAGUUACCUGGAAUGUGGGGUGGACUUGUGAAUGAAAACUCACCUGCUGGUGUUGGUUUGCUAAGAACAAUCUGCCAGAGCAAGGUUGGCCGAGGUCAUGUUGCUAACAUCCCUGGUACCAUUGACGCUUUAUGCAACAUUGCUCGUUCUUCAGAUGACUGGCAAUACAUGGCAGUUGAUUGUCUGAUCUGGCUAGUGCAGGAUGCAAGUACUAGUCAUAAGGUUAUAGAUAAAGUUGCACCAACACUGAUAGAUUUAGCAAAUAUUUCGACACUGGGUGAUUAUAAAAAGCUUGGUGACACUAUCGUCACAGUCCUCCAAGAAUUUAUGCAACAGAGUGGGAACUCACGCAGUACAAUUAGUGCUCAGCCCAAAGCAGAAAUUGAUGAGCUCUUGAGAUCCAAGCAAAGUUUGAAAUUGGAAAAGAGUAUGCCGAAGGAGGAUCUUCAUAUAAAGCAAGCUGCAGCAUUGGUUGUAAAGUUGGAAGGCAAUUCUAUGUUCUCUUCAGGGAAUAUUGCAGGAGCUGCAGAGAAAUACUCUGAAGCACUUGCACUAUGUCCAAUGAAGUCUAAGAAAGAGCGGGUGGUGCUUUACAGCAAUCGAGCUCAGUGCUACCUUCUCCUGCAGCAGCCAUUGGCCGCCAUAAGCGAUGCUACUCGAGCAUUGUGCCUUCAUAGCCCUGUGAACCGUCAUGCCAAGAGUUUGUGGAGAAGAGCUCAAGCAUAUGAUAUGCUUGGUCUCGCAAAGGAGAGCUUGUUGGAUGCAAUCCUCUUCAUAAACGAGUGCUCUCAGUCGAACGAUCCCGACUUAUCCCUGAAGCAAAACAAAGUUCCUGAUUAUGCUGAGCGAUUGGUGAAGAAGCAGAUGCGUGCCGCUUGGCUAUUCAGGGAAGCAGCUCUGAAGCAUGGGGGUGUCCAUUGUGAAGGAGAUGCUAGCGAUGCGUUUGGUCAAGAGGGUGAUGACUCUGAGUGGGAAACAGCUAGCGAAAGCGAUGCUGAGAAUGAUGCCAGGGGAGAAGCAGAUGAUGAAACUGAAUGGAAGAAUGAUGGUCACCAGGAAGAUUUCUGUGAGAAAAGCUGAGGAACAGGUUCGGGCUGUUUACAUGAUAAUUAAUAUCUUUGCUACAAGAAGUGCUAGUCUUCUGGAAUGAACGAAGCUGUGCAUUGUUUUCUGUUUUUUUUUAAUUUCUGAAGUUUGGCAAAGAGGCCAUAAUCCUGGCACUCUUCUCUUCCCCCUGGACAUAUCUGGAAUGUGAAGGGAACGAUUCCUUAUCUUCAGGGUGUACUUGGUUUUUUGGUAUACCAUGUCAACUGUUAUAUGUGAUGUAA